Messenger RNA from Acanthamoeba castellanii str. Neff, 2331 nucleotides. RefSeq lists its product as uncharacterized. Bases 1 to 2331 code for a protein of 776 amino acids. The record is from RefSeq and is a predicted model, not a curated record. The transcript is spliced from 8 exons. Lineage: Eukaryota; Discosea; Longamoebia; Acanthamoebidae.
AUGGACGUGGAAGAGGAGGAGGAGGAGAGGAAGGAAAAGGAGGCAGAGGAGGAGGAAGAGCAGGAGAAGGAGCUGGAGGAGGAGGAGGAGGAGGAGAAGCAGGGGGAGGAGCAGAAGGAGGAGGAGAAGGGGGUGGAGCUGGAGGAGGACAUAGUGGAGGAGGAGAAAGAGGAGGAGAAGGGAGAGGAGGAGCAGGAGGAGGAGUUGGAGGUGAAGGAGCUGGAGGAGGAGGAGCACCAAGCGCCGCCAAGGAAGCGCAAGCUGGUAGAGGAAGAGCGCAAGGAGAGGAAACGCGCACGCCCAGAGGUGAUUGACGUGGACAAGGAGAUGGAGGCGGAGGAGAUCAAGACCAAGCCUCACAAGCAGCCGGUGGUGCACCAGUACUCCGCAGGCAACACCGAAGAGCAACGCAAGGAGGCCGCCAGACUACUUGCCCUGCCCGACCUGGAGCUAGAAACGAAAAUUCAUACGCUCCCGAAUUUCCAAUCGCUUCAGUCCAACCCCAACAUCGUCAGCGCCAGCCUUCGGGUGACCCGCAACGACCAAGCAAUUCGCCAGCAGAAGGAGCAGCUCGAUUGCAUCGACCCUUCAACUUUGCACCAGGCCGUCGAUUGUAACCACAGAGUUGUGGUCUGGAACCUCAUCGAGCACUGGCAGUGGGAGAAUGUCUACGAAGUUGUGCCAGCAGCUGCAGGGAUGGAACUCAGCUGGAUCAUCCUCAACCGCAUCUCCGGCUUCGAGAACUACAUCAACUCGGCGGGCUCAGUCGUCCUGAAUGCUUUCGAGAAGGCCCUGAACUACUACACCCUCGGCCAAAACCCACUCUUCCAGAUCACACGUGGCAAAAAAACUGUUACCGACUACAAUGCUCUCGCUGAGCACCUGAAAACGCUCAAGGGUCAUGCUGCACCAAAGCCCACCACUCUGCAGAAGUACUCGACUACCUUAAGGGCCCUGUUCCAUGCUCCAGGAGUGGUGGAUCUUAUCAAGGAACUCAAUCGCCUCGUUCCAGAGGGUCAGGUGUUCAUCUCCCUUGACAACCUCAACUCUGAGAACUUCUGGUCGCUAAUCACCAACCACUGGAGCAUGAUCAAAAGGCAGAUGGAGGCCUUUCGUCAGGCCGUUCAUGCAGCCACGGAGGCUGACUGCUGCUGCGAAGAUCCUGAGGAGCUUCGCCACAUCUGGGACCGGAUCUGCGUUGCGGAAUACAUCGCGCCGCGCGGUAAAAACAUUGAGAUCGAGCAGCCCCACAGCAUCACCUCCGAAGUUGUCGACACGUUCCACAAGCACCUGUUCCAGUCGAAACUUCUCAGCGAUGAGGCAGAGGAGACCACACCUCGCCAGUUACGAGGGGAGAUUGCACCUACCAAGAAACGUGGCAAGGGUAAGGCUGAAGAGGAAAAGUCGCCAUCUACCAUCAAGCACAAGGCAGAGCUUGCUCUCCAGAAAAAGUAUCUCCCCCAAUUCACUGAGCCGCUCACCAAGCUUCUUGGCCAACCAACGCAAUUCCAUGAAUGGCCGGUGUUGAUCUACAUGCAUGACUUUACCAUCCACAGUGUGGACAUUCCUCUCAACAUCGACGAUGCAGCAACUCGCCUAUCGAAGUCUUACGGCGUCGGAUUCUACAUCUCCUCAUCUCCCUCCAACAUCGCCAACGCCAUCACCUCACUCGAGUCACACUCCACCCUCCAGGUCUUCCGCCUACUCCACUUCUACUACAGCUCCCCAACUUACUCCAGCUCCAUGCCCACCUCUGAACCUCUCAUCAGUGGCUUCGAUGUUCUCAUCUUCAGCCACAAGAGGGUUAACAUGUCCGCCAUCUGGCAUCCUCUGGCCAGCGACACCAUCCCCAAACCCUUCUGCUAUCUGCACCACAUCCCCAUCCCACACCCAACGCGUGAGGUUGUCCGCUCUGCUCCUGCUUUCCUCACUGCUCAAUCAUCGGACCGCACCCCGCUUCACAUCGGCCUCUACAGCUUCCUCAUCCAGAGCUUAGAGCUUCCCAAUCCUUCUCCCCACCCCAUCACAUCGCCCACCACCCCCUACCACAUUCUCUAUGAGGCAAAUCCCACCUACUACCUCUCCUUCUGUGCUGCCCUUUACUCCAGCUUUGUCUGCCUCUCCUCUACCCCCAUAGCAGAGGGCAACAUCUCCUCUCUCGGCAACUGGCUCCUCACCUUCCACUCUAAAUUCCUGGAGGAGUCAGAUCUCACAGCCAUCACUUCCUUCCUACAAGGCCUAACUUCACAUCCUGCCCUUGCCCCUCUCACACCCAAGACCAGCUCCUCCUCCUCUUCCGGUCCACAGAAAGUGCGGAAGUCCAUUGGCUAA